AUGGGUGGCCAUCCACGAGCUAAUGAUUCUGACACGAAGACGAGAGCGAUCUUUGUAUUAGCGGCGAAGAAGGCGCCAUACCUAGUAUAUGGCAAUCCAUUCUACGAUCAUGCUGGUUUCAUCAAUGUGCAUAGUGUCGACUCUGAAGGAUCGCUAAAGGAGAAUGUGCAAAACGCUGAGCUGGACGAACGAUCGGCUGUGCAUGGCAUGGUGUUCGAUCCUGAGGAAGAGUAUCUGUAUUCGGCUGACAUGUGGGCGAACAAGAUCUGGUGCCACAAGAAAGACACGAGCACUGGGCUUCUCACGUUAGUAGGAGCCAUCAAUGCACCAUCGCCGGGUGAUCAUCCUCGAUGGGUCGAAAUGCAUUCCUCAGGCCAAUACCUAUAUGCUCUCAUGGAGGCUGGAAACCGCCUUUGCGUCUACACCAUAGACCCAAAGACCCAUAUGCCUGUCUACACAGAAGAGAACUUUCCACUCAUACCACCCGGCAUGGACGGCUUUCAUCCCAAAAUGUACCGCUCUGAUGUCGUUUUCAGCUCAUCAUCUGGGAAGUAUUUGUUUGCCACAUCUCGAUCGAACAGUCCGAAGCUGACCGGAUACAUUGCUGCUUUCAAGCUCGGUACUCAGGGCAAGGUCGAGAGGCAAAUAUGCUUGAACCCUACUCCGACCAGUGGUGGGCAUAGCAAUGCAGUGAGUCCAUGCCCGUGGAGCGAUGAAUGGCUGGCUCUGUGCGAUGAUGAGCGAGGGUGGGUUGAGAUGUAUCGAUGGCAUGAUGAGUUUCUGGGUCGGGUGGCGCAUCUGGACAUUAAGGAGCCAGGCUUUGGCAUGAACGCUAUAUGGUAUGAUUGA
Recurvomyces mirabilis is the source of this 849-nucleotide messenger RNA. RefSeq lists its product as uncharacterized. The transcript is spliced from 2 exons. Bases 1 to 849 code for a protein of 282 amino acids. Lineage: Eukaryota; Fungi; Ascomycota; Dothideomycetes; Mycosphaerellales; Teratosphaeriaceae. Gene Ontology annotation, molecular function: 6-phosphogluconolactonase activity; protein binding. The record is from RefSeq and is a predicted model, not a curated record.